Clavispora lusitaniae ATCC 42720 is the source of this 1095-nucleotide messenger RNA. RefSeq names its product DNA-(apurinic or apyrimidinic site) lyase (gene APN1). Lineage: Eukaryota; Fungi; Ascomycota; Pichiomycetes; Serinales; Metschnikowiaceae. Gene Ontology annotation, molecular function: DNA binding; zinc ion binding; phosphoric diester hydrolase activity. The record is from RefSeq and is a predicted model, not a curated record. Gene Ontology annotation, biological process: base-excision repair. Gene Ontology annotation, cellular component: mitochondrion; nucleus.
AUGGCUGGAGGUGUCAGUAAAGCGGUCACCAACGCGAUGGAUAUCGGUGCCAAUAGUUUUGCUCUUUUCCUCAAAUCGCCCCGGAAAUGGGUCUCGCCAGACAUCAAGGAUGAAGAGGCGUCGGAAUUCAAGCGUCUUUGCGAGAAGUACAAUUACAACCCACGAACAGAUAUCUUACCCCACGGAUCGUACUUUAUCAACUUGGCCAAUCCUGAUGCAGAGAAAGAAGAAAAAGCCUACGGGCUGUUCUUGGACGAUUUGAAGCGUUGUGAGAAAUUGGACAUUGGUCUUUACAAUUUCCACCCCGGUUCCAGUUUGGACGGCGAUCGUUCGGAGGCGUUGAAGCGUUUGGCGAAAAACAUCAACCGUGCGGUGAAAGAAACAUCUUUUGUCAAGAUUGUCAUUGAAAACAUGGCUGGCCACGGCAAUUUGAUUGGUUCGGACUUGCAAGAUAUCCGUGAUGUCAUUGAUAUGGUGGAGGAUAAGUCCAGAGUCGGUGUUUGCAUCGACACGUGCCACACUUUUGCUGCUGGAUAUGAUAUUAGUGACAUGGAAAAAUGGCUGGCGUUUUGGGCAAAGUACGAGGAGAUCAUCGGAUGGGAGUACUUGAGUGCUAUCCAUUUAAAUGAUUCCAAAGCGCCUUUGGGCGCAAAUAGAGACUUGCACCAGAAACUUGGCUACGGCUUUUUGGGGCUUGAAGCCUUCAGAAUCGUGGCUAAUGACCACAGACUCCAAAAUAUCCCCAUUAUCUUAGAAACCCCAGUCGGAAAAGACGACUCCGUGUACGGAGAAGAAAUUAAGUUGUUGGAGUGGCUCCAGGACAAAAAAAUAGAUGACCCAGAGUACAUGGAGCGGAGCGAGGAAUUGAGCAAACUCGGAGCUAAAGAGAGAGCAGAGCACUUGAAAAAGUUCGAGACCAAGGCCGCUAAGUUGGAGAAGGCAAAGAGAAAGGGAACUGAUAUCCUGUCACUCUUGAAGAAAAAGAAGGUCAAGACUGAAAAAACCGUUGAGAUUCAGAGUGUGGAAAUCAAAGAGAACGACGCAAGUGUGGAGAUUGUGACGGAUAAAAUACUUAAGGUCGAAAAGGAAGAUUGA